Messenger RNA from Kazachstania africana CBS 2517, 2091 nucleotides. RefSeq names its product protein disulfide isomerase EPS1 (gene EPS1). Gene Ontology annotation, cellular component: endoplasmic reticulum. The coding region runs from base 1 to 2091 and encodes 696 amino acids. Gene Ontology annotation, molecular function: protein disulfide isomerase activity. Gene Ontology annotation, biological process: protein folding. The transcript has a single exon. The record is from RefSeq and is a predicted model, not a curated record. NCBI's taxonomy places the organism in Eukaryota, Fungi, Ascomycota, Saccharomycetes, Saccharomycetales, Saccharomycetaceae.
AUGGGUAAGAUUUUUGCGAAGGUUCUGAUCAACAUAGGCUUAAUACCACUUCUUUUGGCAAGCUCGACAGUCGAGAAGGAUAAAUUUCCAGAACCAUUGACAAAAGCAAAUUUUGAAGAGGAAUUAUCACAAGGACUGCACAUUGUGGAGUUUUACAGCCCUUAUUGUUCUCACUGUAAAACUCUAGCUCCGACGUGGAAGGAUACAUGGGAAACAUUCCAUGAAGAAGGUGAAAAAUUGAAUAUUAGAUUUUCCCAAGUGGAUUGCAUUGAAAGUGGUGAUUUAUGUUCAGAACAGAACAUUGAAUAUUUCCCAACAAUAAGAUUAUACGGUCCAGGUCAGAUGAUAAAGACUUAUCCCUCAAAUGGAAAAAGAACCAAAGAAGCUUUCAUAAAUUUUGCUAGAAAGGAAGCUCUAGAUCCGUCAAAUAUUGAUCCUGCUGACUGGAAAAGUCAAAGUAACCUUCUAACAGAUUUCGAUAUGAUUAACUUGUUAGGUGGUAAGGGGGAGAAGCCAUUUCUAAUUUCUUUCUGGCCAAGUAUGGGAAUGAAGAGUACUGAUGAUGCUACUGAAUUUUUAAAUUGUGAAGAAUGCCUGGCAUUUCAACGGACUUGGAAGCUGCUCUCAAAUAGCUUACUUUCCUCAGGAAUCGCGACAGGACAUUUCAAUUGUCUAGAUUAUGAAACCAUAUGUAGGGAGUUAGGUUUCUCCAACCUAGCGACACAAUCCGCAUCUCGAGAAAUUAAUGUACCAAGAGUGGCCCUAAUCAUUCCUAAUAAGGAAUCGAAUAACCUUCAUUUAUACAAGAGGCCUUUUACGUUGAACACCGAUCCAUAUGAAGACUUUGCCACUAGAAUGGCCUACAACAGUCAAGUUCCCGAAAUAUCUUUGGAUGAGCUUUCUCAGAUAAUGAAAAAGGACCUGAAUUUUGAGAGAAAUAGCAAAUCAUCUGUUUUCAAGCAAGAUAUCCACGUGGUAUUCUCUUAUAACACCACUACAGUUGUACCGGAAGAUUUUGAUAUUUUAGAACAUGUCUUCGAGCAGGUUAUUGAUAUACCGCAUGCGUAUCUUCAUAAAACUGACAAAAACCUGAUGGACCUGAUGAGGAAUGGUUACGAAGAAUUAUAUCAAAUAAUCAAUUAUAAUAAUAGUGAGCCACUAAAAAUUUUGGAUGAUAACUUCUUCGCGUUGAAUACCAUCACCCAAUUCCCAACAUUUUUCAUUUUUAAAGAUGGAGAUUUAAUAGCAAAUGUGUUUCCUGGCUAUUCUACUACUGAGAUGAGGAAUAUUGAUUUGAUUAUGUCAUGGAUUCAUCAGUAUACAAAACCAUUAAUUUCUGAACUUACACUAUCAAAUUUUGAGGACAUGCUUUCUUUCGAACGAAAAUUAUACAGCCAGCUGGCAAUUCUUUUCGUUAACACAUCUGAUACUAACAGCAUUCUUGAAAGUCAAAAUGGUCUCAGAAGUCUAAGGCUAGCAGCUUAUGAUUUUGAAGAUGUUAGGAUCAAAAGUAACUUUGAAAAAGUACUGACUACCAGAAGGAAAAAAAAAGAAAAUGUGAAACUAUUAAAAGGGAAGGGUUCCAAACCGGCCAAUAUUGUACAAGCAAUGCGCCAAGAAAUUGAGCAUGACGAUGGCUCAAGAGUCCUUUUAACUUACAUCGACAUUAAUGAAGAAAGCAAUUUUCUCCGAGAACUUAACCCAUCAAUGGAGAACAAAGAGCCCCAUGUGGGUGAUGUGGUUCUUAUUGACAAAAUACAUAGCAAAUUGGUUGAGAAAAAUGUCAAUGGAGAGUUUUUAUCUACUUCCUCUCCAUAUGAUAUCAGAGAGAUGAUGUUAGCGGUAGGUAUACCCAGGAAAUCCACACUCUCUACACUCUUUACAAUCCCAUUGGCAAAUGACACAAAAAAAUAUUCUUCUCUUCUAGGAAUGACUGGGAUGUUCGCUGUGUUAUUUGUACUCGCUGGUGUUGUGUUCUCUAUUUUUACCUACAAGCUUUAUAGACGCCGUAGAAUAAUGUGGAAUUACAAAACUAAAAGGAAUACAGGCGGUUUAUUAGGGAAGGCGGACAAGAAAGAAUUUCAGGAUUAA